AUGAGGGAGCUGCUAUGUAAUAACAGGGAGGGCUACUCCCUGUAUUCAACAGAGCGCGACUUCGAUAGUACAAUAUGCUUCGAGAAUUUCAAUUUGAUCACGUUGCCAUCGCUGCUAUUCAUAUUAAUAAGCAUCAGCGAUAUCUGGAGGAGUUUAAAGCACCCAAUAAGGACUGAUACGAAUUCAAGGCUUAGAUUUGGUGUUAAGAUUGCUGGUUAUAUUUCACUCAACCUUCUACUGCUUGUUCAGCUAUUCGAUAGGCUCGAUUAUAGCAUAGAAACUAUAAGCCAGGCAUCAGUGCAAAUCUCCAUUACACUAGCCUUAUUCCUUUCAAUCAUCCAUCACAACAGAUUCAACAAACCUUCGAGUCUUCUCCUCUUAUUUUACCCAACCAUCAUUCUAUCCAACUUGAUCAAGCUUAGAACUGUAAUUAUCAGCGAUUACACCUCUAUUAACCCUCAUUUACUUAUUCCUACCAUCCUCAUUCUCGCUUUCAUCUGGCUAGUUGAGUCUAGUGGCCCUGGUUAUCCUCCUUCAAAUGAUCCUUUGAAAGACGCUUCCAUUUACUCGUUAUGUUCUUUCUCUUGGCUCACCCCUCUUCUCAAAUUAGGUAGACAACGCUUCAUAAACGAAGAAGAUCUCUGGGAUUUACCCGAGAAAGAUCACUCUGAGCACGUAGGCCGCAAACUACAGAAGAAGUGGCACUAUCAAACUACUAAAUCAUCCAACAAACCCUCUCUAUGGCUCGCCUUAUGUAAAGCUUACGGAAAGGACUACCUCAUUUACGCGUCCUUCUUCAAAAUGCUACAAGAUUCUCUAACUUUUGUUCAACCUCAAUUACUCAAGAGCCUCUUGCAAUUCGUCAAUUCUCAACGCUCAGAUAGCCCUGAACCUCUAAUCAAAGGUUACUGUUUAGCUAUCGUCAUGUUUGUCUCAGCCGUCUCCCAAUCUACUUUCCUUCACCAAUACUUCCAAUUAGUUUUCAUGACUGGUUUGAGAGUCAGAGCUGGUUUGGUCAAUCUCCUUUACGACAAAUCACUUCACUUGAACAACAACGAAAAAGCUCAAAGACCAACAGGCGACGUUGUCAAUUUGAUGUCCGUAGAUACCAACAGACUGACUGAUCUUUGCACUUAUGGUCAUAUCCUCUGGUCAGGUCCUCUCCAGAUUUUAUUGGCCUUCAUCUCUCUCUACAACCUCUUAGGAUGGCAAUCAUUUGUUGGUGUAGGCGUUAUGAUUGUUUCCAUCCCAAUCACUACCGUUAUUGCCAGAUAUGUUAAGAAGCUAUCGUUAGAGCAAAUGAAAAUCAAAGACAAGCGUACGCAUGUCAUGAAUGAGCUGCUCACCAACAUGAAGUCAAUCAAGCUUUUUGCUUGGGAGGACUCUUUCGCACAGAAGCUCUUACAUAUUCGCAACAACGAAGAGCUGCACAUUCUCAGGAAGAUUGGUGUUGUAAAUGGCAUAAGUAACUUUGUCUGGAUGCUGACACCAUUCCUUGUCUCAUUUACCACAUUCUGGGUUUAUUCUGUCACAUCUAAAGAGCCGCUAACCUCAGACAAGAUUUUCCCUGGUCUGGCCAUCUUCCAACUCCUCUCAUUUCCACUCUUUAUGAUCUCGAACAUCAUUACCUCCACCAUCGAAUCAGCAGUUUCGGUGGACAGGCUCAAAGACUUCCUACUCGCUGGUGAACUGGACCCUGAAGCCAAAUUACAGGUCAUCCCCAAUGAUAUUAACGUUGGUGAAGAGGUUGUUCGUAUCAGCCAUGGUGAUUUCGCGUGGAGUGAAGAUGCGCAUAUGCCAAUAUUACAAGAUAUAAAUCUGAGCGUUAAGAUGGGUGAGUUGGUCGCCCUCGUCGGAAGAGUCGGUGAUGGUAAAUCAUCAAUGGUCCAAGCAAUUCUUGGUGAAAUGCACAAAUUCGAAGGUACUGUCAACGUCAAAGGCUCUAUUGCAUACUAUGGCCAAUCCCCUUGGAUUAUGGGUGCGACAGUAAAAGAGAACAUACUUUUUGGUCACAAAUUCGAUCAAGACUUUUAUAACCUUGUCAUCGAAUCUUGUGCGUUGAGAAGCGAUUUAGAGUUGCUACCACAGGGUGAUAUGACAGAGGUUGGCGAGAAAGGUAUUACUUUGUCAGGUGGUCAAAAAGCUAGAGUUGCUCUUGCUAGGGCUGUUUACUCACGUGCUGAUAUUUAUCUCCUUGACGAUCCGCUGUGCGCUGUGGAUGCUCACGUUGGUAGACAUCUCUGGAAUAAUGUCAUAGGUCAUAGCGGUAUACUCAAGAAUAAGACUAGAAUAAUCUCAACCAACAAUGCUGGAUACUUUGAUCAGGUCGAUGCACUCGUCAUGCUCAAGAGAGGUGUUAUACUUGAGAAGGAUUCCUACUUGUCGGCUAUACAACGUCAAGGUCAGUUGUGGCAGCUUAUGAUGAAAUUAGGUAAAGGUGGUGGUCAUUCAACAACCAAUUCCUCCGGCACCUCGCUCAAUGAACUUAACAACUCUAAUGGCAAAGGCACACCACCAACUGACGGUGAAAAUACACUCGUGAAUGGAGAAUUAGAUAAACAAUCACAUACUAUCUUUGUCGAUGAACAGAGUGAAGGUCCAAAAGUGGAUGUUGUUAAUGGUGUAUGCACUGAAGAAACUAAGCCUAGAGAGAAGAGAAUGUCAAUGAGUAUGCGUCGGGCUUCUGUCGUCUCACUAGAUAAAGCCAAAGCUAUCGCUUUGGAUGCUAUGCGCAAUUCAUCCCAGCCUAAGGAACAAAUGGGUAGAGGCAACAUCAAGACUGAAGUAUAUAAGAAAUACGCCGAAUCAAGCUCUUAUUGGGGUGUUAUCGCUUUCUUGAUCACAGCUUGUCUUAUUCAAGUGUUCUCGGUCGCUGGGUCUGUUGUACUCAAGAAUUGGGGUGAAGCCAACAACAAUGGCGAAGCUAAUGACAUCAAGUAUCUCCUCGAAUACUUUGCUUGCGGUUUGCUUUCGGCCAUCUUCAUGUUCAUCACUGCAUUUUUACUCUGGGCUGUCUGCUCAAUUAAAUGUUCAAAACAUCUCCAUGAUGACAUGUUCCAUGCCGUAAUGAGAGCACCAUUAGGCUACUUUGAGAGAACGCCAGUCGGUGUUAUCCUCAAUAGAUUCUCUCGCGAUGUCCAAGUUAUUGACGAGGUACUGGUCAGAGUUAUUUCCGGAUUUUUUAGAACGUUAAUCGUUGUUAUUUCAAUAGUUUUCGUUAUUGGUGGAGCUUUACCACCAUUCUUACUGAUGAUUAUCCCACUUUCCAUAUUCUAUCAAUGGAUCAUGAAGCUCUACCUCUCAACCUCACGUGAAAUUAAACGUUUAGAUGCAGUUUCAAGAUCGCCAGUCUUCAGCUGGUUCCAAGAAUCAUUAGGUGGACUACCAACUAUCAGGGCAUUUAGGCAACAAUCCAGAUUUAUUGCUUCAGAGACACUAAGGAUGGAUAGAAAUCUAAUGGCAUCUCUUCCUGCCAUGUCUAUCAACAGAUGGUUGGCCAUGAGAUUAGAAGUGUUGGGUUCGUCCGUUAUACUUGCUACAGCAUUAUUUGCUGUAACUAGCGUCAAGAGAUUCAAUCUCGAUGCCGGUUUAGUUGGUUUGUGUAUUUCAUACGCACUGCAAAUCACAGGUGGAUUGAACUGGUUCGUCAGAUGCGCUGGUGAAGUUGAGCAAAAUAUCGUUUCAGUUGAGAGAGUUUAUGAGUUGGCUCAAUUAGAACCUGAAGCGCUGCCAAUUGUCGAAGAUAACAGGCCUUCGGCUGAAUGGCCAGACAGGGGUUCAGUAGUGUUCAACAAUUUCUCGGCCAAGUAUAGACCAGAGCUUUCGCCAGUGUUGAAGGAUAUUAAUCUCAACAUCAACCCUUCAGAGAAGAUUGGUGUCGUUGGUAGAACAGGAGCUGGUAAAUCAUCAUUAACGCUAUGCUUGUUCAGAAUCCUUGAAGCAUUUAAAGGUGAAAUCAAGAUUGAUGGAAUUGAUAUCUCCACCAUAGGAUUGAAAGACUUGAGAUCAAGAUUGGCAAUUAUACCACAAGAUGCUCAGCUUUUCGAUGCAACGGUGAGAGAAAACCUUGAUCCAGAAGCUGCACAUUCAGAUGACGAGAUAUGGCGUGCAUUGGAGUCGACAGAUUUAUCCGAACAUAUUACGGAGUUAGGUGGAUUAAACUCUCAGGUAGCUGAAGGUGGAAGUAAUCUAUCGAAUGGACAAAGACAACUCGUAGCUAUCGCUAGAGCUCUAUUAACUAAUUCCAGAAUAUUAAUUCUUGAUGAAGCUACAUCUGCUAUCGAUUCAAUGACGGAUAAUUACAUACAAAAUACUAUUCGUAAACAAUUCAAAGAUAUGACUAUUAUCACUAUCGCUCACAGAUUGAGAACAAUCAUUGAUUACGACAAGAUUCUCGUGCUUGAUAAGGGUACGAUAGGCGAGUUUGAUACUCCGUAUAAUCUGCUUCUAAAGAAAGACGGUAUUUUCUCGUCAAUGGUCAAGCAAUCAGGUGAAGAAGAUGAAUUGAGAUCUGUAAUUGGUUGUUAA
This is a messenger RNA of Wallemia ichthyophaga EXF-994, 4527 nucleotides long. RefSeq names its product Metal resistance protein YCF1. Gene Ontology annotation, molecular function: ABC-type transporter activity; ATP binding; ATP hydrolysis activity. Bases 1 to 4527 code for a protein of 1508 amino acids. The record is from RefSeq and is a predicted model, not a curated record. Gene Ontology annotation, biological process: transmembrane transport. Gene Ontology annotation, cellular component: membrane. The transcript is spliced from 6 exons. NCBI's taxonomy places the organism in Eukaryota, Fungi, Basidiomycota, Wallemiomycetes, Wallemiales, Wallemiaceae.